Molecule: messenger RNA, 1002 nt
Organism: Stylonychia lemnae
Lineage: Eukaryota; Ciliophora; Spirotrichea; Sporadotrichida; Oxytrichidae
Source: the annotation of a GenBank genome assembly
AUGCUGUUGGGGACUAAAGAGACAAAAGUUUUCAAUAAAGAGUAUCUGCCAGGCUAUACAGGCCAUGUUCCAACCAAGAACGAUAUGUUCGGCAUGACAGCUGGUGAUAUAAACCGUCAAAUCGUGACAAAUGGAGGUCAUUUAGGGUACCCAGUCCCUUCAGGAAGCACAUAUGCUCAUAGAUUCUAUAAACAAGCGAAUACCCCUUCAAACAAGGCAAACAAGGAUAUCUUCGGCAACUGGAGCAAGUAUGCUUCAAACUGGAUCUCUGGACCUACUCAUGAGGUCUGCAAGCAGCAUGUUCCAGGCUACACUGGCCAUGUUCCAGGGGUAAUGAGCGAAAAUAUAUAUUCCAAGUCAUAUGCUAAAUGUACAGCAACUGCCAUUGGCAACAGACACCCUAGAGGUCAUGAUGUGCCACCUAGAAUCAGAUACACUUCACAGAGCAAAGAUGAGUACAAUCCUAAGAACUUUAGAAGAUUCAUUGAAAAUCCAGAAAUGAAACCACUGAGAGAUUAUUAAGAUUAUACCAAAUUUGCUAAUGAAGAAUUUAGCCAUUAAAAAGAUAAUAUAUUGACAAAAUCAAAUGGAUUUAAUCCAUCAGCUUCAUUCUAGAAUACUUUGGCUACUAUCAGAGCUCAGACAAACAAGGCAAGGACUUUAAGAUCAUCAACAGCCAAUCCAAGUUUUCGAACAUCAAUGGACAAUGAUCAAUUAAAUGGUUUUAUCACUGGAGGUCUCAACACCAUCAACGACAUCAAGCCUAAGCUGCUAGAAACUCGCAUUGCUGAUAAUGAAAACUUCUUCAAGCUCUCAGAUGGAUUUAAAAAGAUCUUCGCUAACGACAAAAAAGAUUAAAAGCUAGUUAUUCCUAUCUGUGGUUAUGGAGGCCAUAGAAGAGGAGACAGGUCAUAAAAUUUCUUUGGAAAGUCUUUCAGGGAUAUUGCUAUAUAGAGUAAGAGACUUGAGAGAUCCCUAAAUGCCAGAGGAGAAAAAUAAUGA